AUGGUCCCUUCUCCAGAGUUACCCACCCCUAUAGUAUUCACUAUACCACCAGCAAUAUCACCUGUGUACCCGACACCACCUCGAGUUGCGCCUACUGCGUACCCAACACCACCGCCACCUGUGUCUGCUACGGUGUAUCCGGUACCUCCUCCAGCCAUGCCUACGGUGUAUCCAACACCUCCUCCAGCAAUGUCUACUACUGCAUACCCGACACUCGUACCAGUAGCAUCGGUUACACCUACCACACCUCCAGUCGCUCUUGCCUAUAUUGACCCUGCAGUGCCACCUACGGUACUUGCCCCCGCUUAUGCAGCAGCACCAGAGGCACCUACCCUGGCCUAUCCAGCGGUACCACUUGUAAUACCAGUUCCAGUGGUUCCACCAAUUCCUGCGAGCUCUUAUGAUCGAGGUGGCUCAACAGAGAGUGAAUACGAACAAGAAAAGGAAGCAGAUAGAUCGGACUUCAGGACAGACCCAGCAGCCACAGGCUACCAGACAACAGCAGGGUGGUCACAAUCAGUCGGGUCAGGGUACUUCUGGGGCAUCUGGCCGACCUCAGAAAUCAAGGCGGACUUCCUUAGGACGUUUUCGGUCAUCUCAGCAAAACCGGAAAUAGUCCUCUAG
Molecule: messenger RNA, 624 nt
Organism: Zingiber officinale
Lineage: Eukaryota; Viridiplantae; Streptophyta; Magnoliopsida; Zingiberales; Zingiberaceae
Product: classical arabinogalactan protein 9-like
Exons: 2
Coding region: 1-624 (207 amino acids)
Source: RefSeq, a predicted model, not a curated record